Arabis nemorensis is the source of this 519-nucleotide messenger RNA. The record is from the annotation of a GenBank genome assembly. NCBI's taxonomy places the organism in Eukaryota, Viridiplantae, Streptophyta, Magnoliopsida, Brassicales, Brassicaceae.
AUGACAUCCAUGGCCUCCGGGCUCGUCUCUUUCUCGCCGGCGUUUCUUCCGGCGAAAUCUCGAGGUGGGUUUCCUAAUAUUCGGAAUCGAUCUCCGUCUCUUCCCGUGGUUUCAGCGUCCUUAAGCCACGUAGAAGCAGACACAACAACAAGUCUCUGUUCCAACACUCUUGUGGUCUCAGAAUCAGCGGUUUUGCAUAACAUGUAUCUGGCAGAUCUGGAUCCAGGAACCGCUAAGCUUGCGAUUGGUAUCUUAGGUCCGGCGUUAUCAGCUUUUGGGUUUCUCUUCAUUUUGAGGAUUAUCAUGUCUUGGUAUCCAAAACUUCCUGUUGACAAGUUCCCUUACGUUUUAGCUUACGCUCCGACCGAACCAAUCCUUGUCCAGACUAGGAAAGUGAUUCCUCCACUUGCAGGGGUCGAUGUGACUCCAGUGGUCUGGUUUGGCCUUGUUAGUUUUCUCAGUGAGAUUUUGGUUGGUCCACAGGGACUUCUUGUUCUUGUUUCUCAACAAGUUAGCUAG